This is a messenger RNA of Papilio machaon (common yellow swallowtail), 1523 nucleotides long. RefSeq lists its product as uncharacterized. The transcript is spliced from 4 exons. The record is from RefSeq and is a predicted model, not a curated record. Bases 125 to 1432 code for a protein of 435 amino acids. NCBI's taxonomy places the organism in Eukaryota, Metazoa, Arthropoda, Insecta, Lepidoptera, Papilionidae.
AACAUGAGAUAUUGUAGAAGUCAGUAGAAAGCUAGAAAACAUCACUGACGAAUAUUGGUAUUGUACUCAGAAAUUUGUACGCACCACUGAAUGAAUCGAUCAAUCCUUAUCGCAAUUAGAAACAAUGUUUUACGAUCGCUUGUUCAUUAUGAUUUCCGUAAACAAUGAGACAAUAUUAUUUUUUUCUCUGAAUGCGACUUCUAUCCGUGAAAUUAAAUUCAUUAGUACAAUAGUACGAUCAAAUCUUUCGGAGUGCACAAUGCUAUCAUGUUUCGAUUACACAAUUCAAAUUGCUUUGUAUACGAUCCAUGCUGUAAAUUCCUUGUCCAUAUUGAACAGUCCUGGGUACGUCAUGGACAAUAGUGGAUCGGAAGCUGAAGUUACAAGUCUUUUAUCAUCAAAAUCCUACGUGCCCAAGGAUCGGGACUUACCAAAGACGCUCGUAAAGAACAUUGAAAAUGAUGGAACUUAUAUUCUAUCAAAGUUAUCAGAUGAUCAGUUAAUCAAAUUGUUAAGUGAACAGCCAACAAAAAAUGAAUAUUAUCUGAGCGAUCUCAUCAAAUUAGCUGUUGGUAAUACCGCCAAGGACGACAAUAAAAUGAUUCCUGACUUGACGAAAAGUAAAGUACGUGACAAUAUGUUGAACAAUGGUUUUGAAAUGCAAUCCAACGUUAAAAAUCGAUUUCGGACAGUAGAAAAGCCAACAAUUGAUAAAGCCCAGUCUGCUUAUUUUAGACUAGAAAAUAAAGAAGUUGAUCCAUAUCAUGUAAAGAACGAAGCUGAUUACGCCGCUUUCCAGAAGAUAAACAACUUGUUGUAUAGUCGACCUCAAGUUGACGAAUUGAGUGAAGAAGAUGAAGAGAAGAAAGAAUUACUUUUCGAUGUUUUAGUGGCACAACUAAAGUCUCUAUGUUGUAAAAAAUCGAAGAAAAAAAAGAAAAACAAGAAGCAAUACCUAAACCAAUUUUUACCACGAGCACCUAUAUCGAAAAUGUAUGCAGAAGAUUUAAAGCCACCUCAGUCGCUCAAUGAAUACAUGUUUUUAAUAAUGAAUGAAGAAGUUCGAGGCAAUGGUAGUGAAGAACUAUUAUCGGUGGAUCCUGAAAGCCUAGAGAAAAAUAGCAGUGUUUUACUAUUAGGUCCUAUAACAACACCCUUAUCCGAUAAUCAGUUAAAAACAGUUAUGACGAGAAUUUCUAAUGAAUUAUCGAAGCAAGAAUACGUCCCCCUUCUACAGCAACUGGCGGAGGGUUCAGUCAGCAGUGGACAUUUAAACUUAUUAAAAAACGUUAUGCACAGUCCACUAACUAGGCGUUACAUAAAACCCCAUAGGUGUAAUCAUCAAUCUAAACUUGCAAAAGUAUAUGGAGGCCCAAAAUGGAUAAUUUGUACAGGUUAUUUGAAUAUUAAUACACCAAGUUUAUACGAUUAGAACAAUCAACGAAAAUGUGACGUCUUUUAAUAGUUUUAUAGCUUUAAAGAUAUCUUUAUUGGAAAAGCGUAUUAAACGGAAAACAUGCUGG